Cladophialophora immunda is the source of this 1456-nucleotide messenger RNA. RefSeq lists its product as uncharacterized. Bases 61 to 1404 code for a protein of 447 amino acids. Gene Ontology annotation, molecular function: oxidoreductase activity, acting on the aldehyde or oxo group of donors, disulfide as acceptor. Gene Ontology annotation, biological process: branched-chain amino acid catabolic process. NCBI's taxonomy places the organism in Eukaryota, Fungi, Ascomycota, Eurotiomycetes, Chaetothyriales, Herpotrichiellaceae. The record is from RefSeq and is a predicted model, not a curated record. The transcript is spliced from 5 exons.
UCACCCCGAGUUCAAUGGAAUUCUGAAUGCCAGUUCUAGACGACAGGGUCGCCGUGCACUAUGUGGCUUCGAGCAGCAGGAGGUGCGACCAAAUCGUCCGCCAGUCGACGCGCCUCUGUAAGAGUGUUUGCAAGAUGGAAUUCAACAGUGACGCUGGGGGAGAUAUCUACCUCACCUCGCUUUCCAGGUGCGACCGGCAGUCCCCUCAGUACCAAAAUGGACUUUUUGGUGCCGAAAUCCUUACCACCUAUUGCCACCUAUCGGGUCAUGAACGCGGAAGGGAGAGUGCAGGAUGACGCUCGCGCACCCCCGGACGUGACAGACGAGCAGGUCCUUGAGUGGUACAAGAACAUGUUGACCGUCAAUAUCUUGGAUACCAUCAUGUCCGAAGCCCAAAGACAGGGUCGACUGAGUUUCUACAUGGUCUCAGCAGGCGAAGAAGGAAUCAUGGUAGGAUCAGCAGCAGCGCUUGGACCCGAUGAUGUGAUUACGUGCCAGUAUCGGGAGACGGGAGUGUUCAAGCAACGGGGCUACACGCUUAAGGACUUCCUCAGCCAGUUGGUGCAUAACAAGAAUGAUCCUGGCAAAGGACGCAACAUGCCCUGUCACUAUAGUGGGAGAUUGAAAACAGGAGUGCAUGCUGUUGCAUCGACGCUCGGAACUCAAAUCCCCCACGCCACGGGAGCUGCAUAUGCCUUGAAGCUCGCAGAUCGAGAGACCGGGAACAAGUCACCGAGAGUUGCGGUAGCAUAUUUUGGGGACGGCGCAGCGAGCGAAGGGGAUUUUCACGGGGCGCUGAAUCUUGCCGCUGUUCGCGACUGCCCAGUCAUUUUCAUUUGCCGUAACAACGGGUUCGCAAUCUCUACGCCGACAACGGAGCAGUAUCGGGGCGAUGGCAUCGCAAGCCGUGGCAUCGGGUACGGCAUUGAAACUUUGCGAGUGGACGGGACGGAUAUCUUUGCGGUCUAUGAAGCCACGAAAGAAGCACGACGGCGGGCUCUCGAGAACGGCGGACGUCCUAUUCUCUUGGAAAUGAUGAGUUACCGCAUUUCCCACCACAGCACCAGCGACGACAGCUUUGCCUACCGGACGCAUGAUGAGGUGAACCCGUGGAAGACUCGGGACAAUCCGAUUGCCCGGCUCAAGAAAUGGUUGGAGAACAAGGGUCUUUGGAGUGACGAUAUGGACAAGGAGACGAGAAAUCAGAUACGGAAAGAUAUUUUGACUGAGCUGAAGGCUGCUGAGAGGGAGAAGAAACCACGGCUGAGUUCGGUCUUCGACGACGUGUAUGCGGAGUAUUCGGAAGAGCAAGAGGCUCAGCGGCAGGAACUCAAGCGUCUGAUGGAGAAAUAUCCGGAGGAGUACGAUGCGGAGGACUAUGAAGGCGGCCUCAAAGCUCUGUAAUAUCCUCGAGUAAUACGGCUGUAGGUAGUAAUAGACUUGAGGUUGAAUGCAG